CCACGCUAUGAAGAACCAGGAUAGAGAGGCAUGACGACAAUCAGGCUUCCUUCUCGGUGCCAAUGGCAAUGGUCAUGCCCAUGCAGUCCCCUGGUCUGUGACAAGAGUCAAGGCCGAUUUGAGUAGGUAUAAGAAGGGGGCUUGACCACUGGUUUCAAAAACGAAGGAUUCAGGCAAUUAUGCCAUUUCACAACUCAGAGUCUUGUAGGACACUCAAAGAGACACAGCCACAACAGAACGAAAUUUCCAACCCAUCAGCAACAAUCAGUACCGGCACCAGCAGAGGCACCACCCCCAAGUAUGAUCAUGAGCAAACCAAAUCAACCGAUUCUGCGUACAGAGCGUCUGGAGCUCCGACCACUCGGACCCGAACACUUUGAACUCACCAGACAACUAGACUUUGACCCGGAUGUCAUGAGAUAUGUUCUGACCGGAAAACCAUUGACACCGGAGCAAGCCGUCGAGGUGCAUCAGUGGCUCAUGGAUUCUGCGAAACCCAUCCUCGGCCUCGGUUGUUGGGUCGGUUUUAUCGGUCAAGACUUUGUAGGAUGGUGGGUCCUGGCACCUUCAGCGUCUCGUCAGCAGACAAACGCGAAGAAAGAAGAGGGCGACGAGGAAGAGCCGUCCCCGACCGACGAAAAAUACAACCCCGAUCGAGCAGAAUUCGGAUGGAGGUUGUUGCCCAAGUUUUGGAGGCGAGGUUUGGCAAAGGAAGGUUCGCGAGAACUGUUGAGGUAUGCGUUCCAGAACUUGCAAUUGAAAGAGGUGGUGGGGGAUACCAUGACGGUCAACGUGGCCUCCAGGGCCACGAUGGUUUCUUGUGGGUUACAACACGUUCGAACUUUUUACAACACUUACGACGGUGUCGAUCCAAUCCCGGGUAUCGAGGAAGGUGAGGUGGAAUAUCGAAUCACCCGGGACGAGUGGUGGUCGGCUUUCACUUCGAGCCAGCAACAGCCUGUUGUGCAUGUACACCCACAGUCCACUACUACUGUAGGUUAGCACCUUGGUACUCGGCACUUACAGUUGACCAUCUCGUGGAGUUUCGUGGGUGAACGGCUUGACUAGUAGUAAGUAACACGAGUCAUUGCCGUCAACGACCAGGUCCAGAAGAAGGUUUGCGGAACAAAGGAGAGAGGCAGGGCACGAGGUACUUCUUCGUAGAGGCAGCGGGUGGGACGCAACAAAAGUCUUUGUGUACAAGUUCUUUUCCUUCACGAACAUCCCGUAUAUUGCCCCUUUUUGGGGAACAAAAGCC
Exophiala oligosperma is the source of this 1258-nucleotide messenger RNA. RefSeq lists its product as uncharacterized. Gene Ontology annotation, molecular function: acyltransferase activity, transferring groups other than amino-acyl groups. The transcript has a single exon. The record is from RefSeq and is a predicted model, not a curated record. Bases 301 to 1002 code for a protein of 233 amino acids. NCBI's taxonomy places the organism in Eukaryota, Fungi, Ascomycota, Eurotiomycetes, Chaetothyriales, Herpotrichiellaceae.